CAAUGUGGGUGACGUAGAUAAGUUAAAAUGGGGAAAUUGCCUGGUUCAAAUGUCACCUUUGUCUGGGUAGAAGUUUCAGUCGCUAUUUCCUCUCAUUUGAGAGUUACAUGUAGUUCCAGUUCCAACACUCUGUAACAGCGUACUGAUGUCAUGAUCUUCUACAUGAAAGUCCUUUCCACUCUUCUGUGUAUACUGUUACUUCACCAAAAUGCAAGCGCAUUUUGUCCAGCAGGUCAGAGAGAAAAUUAUAUGACGAAAAAAUGUGAGGCCUGUCCAAAUACCCAAUACAGAUCUACAGGUGGAACAUAUUUUUACUGUGAGAACUGCAGCAAAUGUAUAAAAUAUAGUAUCGAGCUCAAUUCUUGCACAUCUACAAGUGACACUAAAUGCAAAUGUAAAAAAGGCUUUACACCCAUUGAUUGGAAAGGAAGUAUAAAGGAAGAAAUCUGCUUUUGUAAAAAAGGUUCUGGAAUAUAUGAAAAAGGAAUAUGCAAAAAAUGUGAGGAUGGCUUCUUUACAGACAAAGAAGACUCGAUUUGUCAAAAAUGGAGAGAGUGUGUAAGUGGGAUUGGGAUCCCAGGCACCAGCACUUCUGAUGUUGUCUGCAAAAAUGCCUCGAUAGAGGUGACAAAAACUCCCAAAACCCAUACUACUCCAUUCCAGACAACAACAAUUUCUUCUACAUCCACUUCAAGAACUACAGACUCCUCUUCCAACAACACACAAGAAAACAGCUUCUACAGCUUGUGGCUGGUCAUGCUGUGCUCUGGUAUUCUUCUGCUGGCUGGAGUCCUCUACCACAAGUGUAAAGUCUCCCACUGUAUUCAUAACCACAAGAAAAUGGAUUUUCGAAAAGAAAGUGUAUGCAGAAAGCCUGUUGAAGAAUCUGGGGAAAAGUGCCAUUCUAUGCUUGUCUAACGAUGUUGUUGAUGGCCUUAGUGUUUCUUUUUGUGGAAUAUAUUUAAUGCAUGCAAUUUAAGUUGUUUUAUAACUAGUUUAAUUGCUGUUAACUUGUAUAAAUUUCCACUUAAUAACACCACUUAAAGGGAUAGUUCACCCAAAAAUGAAAAUUCUGGCAUCAUUUACUCAUGCUCAAGUUGUUUCAAAGCUGUAUGAGUUUGUUUCUUCUGUUCAACACAAAAGAAGAUAUUUUGAAGAAGAAUGUUGGUAACCAAACAUUUGAUGGUAGCCAAUGACAUUUUUUUUGUACUAUGGAAGUAAAUGGCUACCGUCAACUGGUUGGGUACCAACAUUCUUCAUUCAUCGAUAUGAUGAUAGAAUUUUUAUUUUUGAGUAGGAUGACCAUACGUCCUCUUUUUACCGGACAUGUCCUCUUUUUGGACCUUGAAAAAUGCGUCCAGCCGGGUUUUUCUAAAUUGUCCAAAAUAUCCAGGAUUUGGCUUUUGCUUUCUAUAGUCGCCAUUCAUUGUUUUUCGUUUUUGUAUUAGAGCCCUGUGUCCAUUACCGCCCGCUGCCACAAACAUUCUAAUAUUGCAUAUAAUUCUUGCGCAUCAGGGGGCUGCUAUCAAUAUGUGUAGAACAUAAUCUUUUUUGAAUGAGCGCUCGCUGUUCACUUUCACUUUCUAUUUCCAAUCACAUGCGCCCUGUGGAAGACCAGAUAUUUGUCAAUGAGCUCAGGAUCUUUUGAGCAGCAAAUCUUUCAGCAUGGUAUGCCAGUCAUUCCUCCUCUCAACCCUUGACCAGUCAAAUCUGACUCCUGCAGCUCAUGUUGGAUGCAUGGUUGUCAAGUGCGCGUGUUUUUUUAUAUGUUUUUUAUGGAAUUGUUUCCAUGGCUUGAUUUUCCCACGUGGGUUAAAGGUUAGAAAUUUAGCAUAAAUUACAUUUUACUGAAAUGCUUGUAAUGAAACAUUUUGCAUUCUAUCUAUGAUAAAACUUGUUCUAGAUGUUAGGUUUUGUGAAGGACAGCCACUGGUAGGAAGCUUUUUAGCUGUGUUUAUGAUAAAUAUGCUGUGUUAAGUUUGACAGGAAGUUUUGAUUUAGUCUAAAGGUCCGAAAGUCUGAAAGUUGUUUUCAGAAAUUUUUGCAUGUUGAAAAAUAAAUACAACCUCACGUUGCGUCAAUCAUGUUUACACACUGCCUCCGAAACUUUCGUUUGUCAUAAAAAAAAUUGGAUCAGGUUUGAUUUUCUGCGUUUUCACAUCCGUAGCAUGCAAUUUGAUAGGAAAUACAAGAAAAA
Carassius carassius (crucian carp) is the source of this 2197-nucleotide messenger RNA. Its product is annotated as tumor necrosis factor receptor superfamily member 9-like. The record is from RefSeq and is a predicted model, not a curated record. Gene Ontology annotation, molecular function: signaling receptor activity; cytokine binding. The coding region runs from base 151 to 918 and encodes 255 amino acids. Gene Ontology annotation, cellular component: external side of plasma membrane. NCBI's taxonomy places the organism in Eukaryota, Metazoa, Chordata, Actinopteri, Cypriniformes, Cyprinidae. Gene Ontology annotation, biological process: regulation of cell population proliferation. The transcript is spliced from 7 exons.